AUGGCUGCCGCCAGUGCCCUCGUCUCCCCUCCCGUGGACGGCAUGGUCACUGUCACCCAGCGCGGCUUCGUGUCGGCGGCGGCGGGCGGGGACGCGGGCGAGCUGCACUUGGCGCAAUGCGCCAAGCUGACCCCCGGAGCCAAGCGCCUGAUCAAGGGCGUGGUGCGCGGGUUGAGGGCCUGGCAGGAGCCGGAGGCCGCGGCCGAGGGCUUUGGCGGCACAUACUUCUUCAGGGACGAAGACGGCGCGCGCUGCGGCAUCAUGAAGCCCUGCGACGAGGAGCCACUGGCGCCCAACAACCCCAAGGGUUUCGUUGGGCGCCAGCUGGGCGACCCGGGACUCAAGCCCACCGUGCGCGUCGGCGAGGCCGCGACACGCGAGGUGGCCGCCUACCUGCUUGACCGUGGCCACUUCUCCCGCGUGCCCCACACCGUGAUGGUGGAGAUCAGCCACCCCAUCUUCCACGUGGCCCCGCGCGAGGAGGGUGCCCCUGCCCCGCCCCCCACCGCUGCCUCCUCCUCCUCCUCCUCGCUGUCCUCCGGUGCCGCGGCGGCGCCCGUCCCGGAGUCUGCCGAGCCCGCGUCGCACCCGCCCCGCAAGCUGGGCAGCCUGCAGGCCUUUGUGGCGCACGAGUGCGACACCAGCGAGCUGGGCGCCUCGCGCUUCCCCGUGGAGUCCGGCGAGACGUCGCCCAUGAGCGAGACGACCGCCGAGGGCGGCGACGUCUCCUCUGCCCACCCGGCCCCGCCCUCCUCUGCCGUCUUCCGUGACCUGACCGGGGACGAGUGGGAGCACUUCAUGCACAUCGUGCGCUGCCGCAUCGGCGCCGCAUUGCGCACCGGGGUCUGGAAGCAGGGCCCGGCGACAGGGGGGCGCAUGCUGCCGGGCAUGUCCUGCCCCCGCUUCUGA
Messenger RNA from Auxenochlorella protothecoides, 909 nucleotides. Its product is annotated as Phosphatidylinositol 4-kinase gamma 5. The record is from RefSeq and is a predicted model, not a curated record. The transcript has 4 exons. Bases 1 to 909 code for a protein of 302 amino acids. NCBI's taxonomy places the organism in Eukaryota, Viridiplantae, Chlorophyta, Trebouxiophyceae, Chlorellales, Chlorellaceae.